AAAUUACUCGUACUCGCCAACUACAGAAAUACUAGGGUUCGAGCCGCCUACCCCCUCCCCCUCGGCCCGGCUCCCAUGAGCGAUCUCGGUGCGCGGCCGCUGCCGACGGCGGCAGAGGUGGUGGGGCGCCUCAAGGACGACGGAGACUUCGACGCCCUCCGCCGAGCCAUCGUCCGCAAGGUCAAGGACAACGAGGUGCUACGCAACACCAUCAUCUCAGAGGUAAAGCAGUCUUUGGUACUAAAAGAAGAUGGAUCCGAGAAGUUAAAACUAAAAGACCUUUCUGAUGCAAUUUAUCAAGAUAUUGGGAGCAAAAUAAUGGGUCAAAUCUCGGAUGAGGUAUGGAAUGUCAUCCAGUCCAAUGAAACUGAUAUACGGGGAACUGUGGAAGCUGUCUACAAUAGGAUCGUGAACCCUAAAAAGGACCCUGAUCCUUCUUCCAAGAAGCUGAAGAGGAAUGGCAAAGAGGAACAAGUUUUGGCAGCAAAAACACCAACUGCUGCUGCAGUUGAGGUGGAAGAUGAUGAUCCGGAGGAACCGCCAGGAUUUGGUUUCAGUAAUACUCAGCGUAAUAAUACCACAGCAACGACAGCGCAGCAACAGCAGCAGCCCUCAAAUUUGGAAAAUCAUAAUGAAGUUAAGCCAAAUGGAGAUGAGCCUGUUAUUGGCAGCUCAGGGGUUUGUGAUGAUGAGGAUCCUGAUGUGCCCCCUGGAUUUGGUUAACGCAGUUUGCAAACUUUAAUGACAGAGCAGUUGUUUCUUUGUCAGUAAUGUACAUGAAGAGAGAUGUUUUAGCUUACAUUUUUAGCUUAAAGUGGUACCGCUGUUCACAUGAAUCUUGAGUCCUGAAACGGGUCUCAUGGUGGUUAGUCGAUACUGCCCUUGGCUCUGUAUUUGUCAGGAGCAAUCUGUGCGUAGUUUCAAUUUGCGCUU
This is a messenger RNA of Phragmites australis (common reed), 933 nucleotides long. RefSeq lists its product as uncharacterized. The transcript has 3 exons. The record is from RefSeq and is a predicted model, not a curated record. The coding region runs from base 76 to 723 and encodes 215 amino acids. NCBI's taxonomy places the organism in Eukaryota, Viridiplantae, Streptophyta, Magnoliopsida, Poales, Poaceae.